Messenger RNA from Truncatella angustata, 1663 nucleotides. Its product is annotated as nineteen complex-related protein 2-domain-containing protein. The record is from RefSeq and is a predicted model, not a curated record. Gene Ontology annotation, cellular component: U2-type post-mRNA release spliceosomal complex. The transcript has a single exon. The coding region runs from base 67 to 1569 and encodes 500 amino acids. Gene Ontology annotation, biological process: spliceosomal complex disassembly. NCBI's taxonomy places the organism in Eukaryota, Fungi, Ascomycota, Sordariomycetes, Amphisphaeriales, Sporocadaceae.
CGAGCUUCCGGAGGCGCCAAGAACCGCGAUGUUUUAUUUGUGCUACAAACCGAGGCAAAAUCCAGCAUGAGUGCACUUGGGGCCAAGCGCAAAGCGCGCAAGAUUAUCAUACACAACGAGGACGACGAUGAGGAUACACCGCAGCCCACAUCCGACUUCGACCAAGGACCCGCGCUUCAACCCACAUUCAAGUCGCGCCCAUUGAAGCAAUCCUCCUUGCGCAAGGCGAUCAGCAUAUCAGACGAGACCCCGAAGCGCUCCGCAGAAGACGACGACCAAGACGGAGGCGCUCCCAUCGUCGUGCGCCCAUCUCUGGGAGGCCGAGGCGCCUCCUCAAAGCCAAAGAAACGCGCAGCACCUAGCUCCAAGCUCUCUUUCGGCGCGCCCACCCAAUCGCUUGGAGCCGGCGACGAUGACGAUGCCAUGGUUCUGGGCGGCGAGGAGCCUCCCAUUGAGGCGACCAACGGCAGCUUGGCAGCAUUCGCGACAGAAAAGGGUGCGCGCAAAAGGGGCUUGACCAAGAACAACCGCCUACCCUUACCGUCGGGACAGGAAGAGGAUCAAGACCGGCCGCGUUAUAGCAAAGAAUAUCUCUCCGAGCUCCAGAGUGCAACCCCAAAUACACCCGCCAACAUUGAGUCCCUGCAUAUAACAGACGACCACGUGGAAAUGUCUCUGGACCCGUCUGAGCUGGAAGGCGCGACUCUCGUCGAGACAUCCUCGACAUUAAAACCUACAGCUAUCUUGACCGACGCCGAGAUCCAGGAAAAGAAGGACCGACGCGCUAGGAGGGCGCAGGAGCCCGGCGCAGACGACUUCAUCUCCUUCUCCGACGACGAUCGUGGAACUGGAGAGUCGUACCUCUCGCUACUCGCGAAACGUCAAGAAGGCGUCAUUUCGCAGAAAAAAGAAAAGCGGUUGGUGAAUGAUGACAAUCUAGAUGAAGACGACUCGUUCUUCGUUGAGGAUGGCGGGCUCUCAUUGGGCGCCAGAGCAGAGAGGCAGGCGCAGAAGAAGAAGCGAGCAGAUAUCGCGUCUAUGAUCGCAAAGGCCGAAGGUGUAGAUGAUGAUGAGACCUCAGAUGACAGCGAGGCCGAGAGGAGGGCUGCAUACGAAGCCGCGCAGACCCGAGCAGGCAUGGACGGGCUUGCCGAGGAGCGGGAACAGCAGAAGCGGCGCCUUGCUCGGGACGGCGGCCAGGUUCCUCCCAAAAUCACACCCCUACCGGACCUGAGCGUCGCGGUCACAAAUUACAAGGCCAAGCUCGCACAAAAAUUGAGCGAAGUCCAGGCGGCGAAAGCCGAGAUCGAGAGGAUCAAACGCGAGCGGGAUGAUAUCAACCGAAGGGAGCCGGAGCUUCAGCAACUGCUGAACGAGGCAGGUGAGAGAUAUCGGUCCUUGAUGGGAGGGACUGGACCUGCUCCUGAGAACAGCGACACAAAUGGCACCGUGGCAGCAGCCAAGUCAUUGCUGAAUCAGUCCAAGCCCUCGGACACCCCUGGCAGGGGCCUUGAAAGCAUGGGUACAACGCCUUUGAGGCAAUCGGAGCAGAUGGACGAAAGUGCAUAGAAGAUCGCAAAAUGAUACCCAAAUUGAAAUUUAAUAGUGACAGAUACAUCCGAAGAACUGCUAACACGCCUAAAUAUAUUUGUCGAGUUGGAAA